Penicillium pulvis is the source of this 1803-nucleotide messenger RNA. RefSeq names its product DEAD/DEAH box helicase. The coding region runs from base 1 to 1803 and encodes 600 amino acids. Gene Ontology annotation, molecular function: ATP-dependent chromatin remodeler activity; ATP binding. NCBI's taxonomy places the organism in Eukaryota, Fungi, Ascomycota, Eurotiomycetes, Eurotiales, Aspergillaceae. The record is from RefSeq and is a predicted model, not a curated record. The transcript is spliced from 8 exons.
AUGAAGCCUGGAGGCCUAUGGAGACACGAUAGUUCUACCCGUGAUCGCUCCUGCUACCGCCAUAAAAUCACAGGCGCAAAGAGCCACGUUGCUACAGACAUGCUGGGUGGUAUUCUUGCUGAUGAUAUGGGGUUAGGAAAGACUUUGACUAUGGUCGCUGCUAUUGCGUCCAGUGUUUCAGAUGCUGAAAGUUAUGCAAAUGAUAUGUCACAGAACGCCGAUAUGACGAAAGCGGCCGGCAAGAUUCCAGCGAAAUCAACGCUUGUCAUUGUACCGUCUCCCUUGAUUCUGGACGGCUGGGUUGAAGAGCUCGAGAAGCAUGUUGUCUCCGGCACAUUGACGUAUUAUAAAUACCAUGGACCAAGCAGAAGCCUGAACACAUCAUCAUCCCCGCCCUAUCAUAUACUGCUCACAACAUACGGCACUGUAAUGACUGACUUCAAUCGUGGAGGCGGUGCUCUCAAUCAUUUCCGCUGGCAUCGUCUAGUGCUAGACGAAGCUCACGUCAUCCGGAACUCUUCCACGAAGACCUUUAAGGCCAUAAUGAACAUUUCAGCCGUAAUACGCUGGUGUAUGAGUGGAACACCGGUUCAAAAUUCAUUGGAUGACCUUGAAUCACUGGUGAAAUUUCUCCGCAUCCCAAUUCUUGAUAAUUCGUCAAUAUUCCGCAGAUUUGUUACUGGACCCAGCCUCACAGGGGUCUUCGCCUCAAAACCAAAUUAUGACAAUCUUCGCAUGCUCCUGGGGUCGAUGUGCCUGAGGAGGAAUACGUCUAUAUUAUCCGAGUUAGGAGUUUCUUUCCGGGUACACCGCCCGGCCUUGUCACAGUCCGAAAGGCAAACCUAUAAGGCUUUGGAAAAUGCUUGCAAGGACCGCAUCAAAGCAGCUGUCAGUUUCCAAAGGGGGAGAGGGGAGCCUAGAAUCAUAUUAACCGCCAUUCUCCUUCUGCGAAUUUUUUGCAACACUGGCAUUAACUCAACGUUAACUCUUGAGAAUUUCGUGAGAACCUCCCAAGCAGACGAAAUAUCCAGCUUAAAGCUGCAAAGUGGAGGGACAGCCUGCAUGGAGUGCAACAAGGACGUGACUUCAUCGGCGCCAAGCUGCACGGCGAACAAAAGUCAUCUCCUGGAUAGUCUAAUAUGUCACGACUGCAUGUCUCGAAAUUCGUUAUCGGCAGAUCAUAGAAGCUCCCCAUGUGAUAUCCUUGACUCUGGUCACGAAGUCGCCAACACCGCUCAAUGCCAAGAGCAGAGUAUUUCUACUGAUAGCUUUGUGGAAACACCCUGCAAUAGUCAAGCCCCAUACCCGUCGAAGCUUAUGGCGUUGCUUGCUGAUAUUAAAGAGCAUUAUGGUGAAGAGAAGAGCAUCGUCUUUUCCUUCUGGAGACGCAGUCUCGACCUCGUGGGCCGCAUGUUUGAUGAAGAAGCCAUCGCUUAUUGCCGGGUAGAUGGAGCUAUUCAUGCACUACAGCGCAAGAAGAUCCUUCAGCAAUUUCAGGAAGACUCGUCAAAACGCGUCCUCUUGAUAACACAAGGUACGGGCUCGGUAGGUUUGAACAAUCUCUCAGUGGCAAGUCGGGUCCACAUUCUCGAACCACAGUGGAACCCGUCAAUUGAAAAUCAAGCUAUCGGCCGCGUGCUACGUCUUGGCCAGGACAAAAAGGCAGUCGAAAGUCGACAACAUAUGAAGGUACAGCUAGCACAUAAAGGCGGCCUUCAUUCUUUAAGUGAUCUUGAUUCUCCUGAACGGCAGAAGAAAGUUAACAGACUUCACGAGUUGGCCAAAUUGUUGAACCUACGGUGA